AUGUUCGCAGUAUAUUUUCAUGGGCAGUAUGAAGGUCCUGAUGGUCUAAUAGACAAAUUUGACGAAAUGAGAAUCUUUACAGUUCGUUCAGACGAAAGUCUUGAGAAAACUCUAGAUGACUUUCAAACUCAAAUGAACAAAUAUUAUUGGGAAUUUCAAGAAAAAUACGACUCUUUACUAAAUGGAACAUACUAUCUGAAACUAGAAUAUGACAAGAUGAACUCCACCGUUUCAUUUCAAAAGAUUGAAAUUAACCCUCCAAGAGAUACAGAGUUUUUAUUUUGGGAAGUAGACAAACGUUCUUGGGCACAAUUUCUUCGGUUACUAAACCAGAACGAACCAUUACCACCAGAUGGUCCAUUUAAAUUUAUACUUCCACCAGCAGAUUUGAUGGUUUAUAGAAACGUGUUUGACCCUCAAAAUGUUAUGUGUCAUGCAAGUUUCAGUUCAAGCAACAAUAGUUUUCUAUGUAUUGGUAAGGACCUUUAUGACUUUGCUUCUAAAUUCUACGAACCACCUAGUAACAGUUUCUCUGACUUUCAAGUUUGGUUCACAACAAAUGGUGUGCAACAUAUUAUUCCAUUGUACUAUGACUUUUAUCUCGAAUUGUCUUUCAUAUAUAACUACGGAAAAGUGCUGAAAAAGUAUUGA
Messenger RNA from Trichomonas vaginalis G3, 651 nucleotides. RefSeq lists its product as uncharacterized. NCBI's taxonomy places the organism in Eukaryota, Parabasalia, Trichomonadida, Trichomonadidae. The coding region runs from base 1 to 651 and encodes 216 amino acids. The record is from RefSeq and is a predicted model, not a curated record. The transcript has a single exon.